ACAUGUAUGAUUGUAUGCAUAUUUAAUGUGGGUACAGGAGAAAAAACAGCAAAGGCGCAUUGGUAGAGGAGAGUUGUUUAUUAUGACUCAUAAAAAAAGGAAUGGCUCUUAUAUGAACGAUGCUGCGCGUGUUGCUGGGGAAGCGAUUGCGAAUAUCGAGAGCCAAGAUGGUUCCUCGAAGGAGAUUUCACUUACUGAUUCGCUUGCGCAAGUUCUUGGAAAGGAGCAUUCAGGACGAGUUCGAGGGUUAGGAUUUGGACCAUGUCCGACCGAACUUAUUCAUAACACGACCCAACAAUCAAACUCUGGAGUGCAGAUAGAGGAGUAUCAGAGGGAGAUUACAGAAUUAAAGGCAACCGCAGCAGAACAAAAGGCAGAGAUUACAGAAUUAAAGGCAGCGGCAGCAAAACAAAAGGCAGAGGAAAUGGAAAAGAGACAGACCAUGGUAAAUCUUGUAAAAUACAUGUUACAACAGCAAGGAGACACUUUGCCACCUGAAAUUGAAGCACAGCUGAAGUCUUUGGGGAAUGUAGCACAAUAGGGAUCUUUUAACAAUUAACUGUUUUCUUCUUUCCUUUAUGAAUAGUAUACUUUGAGGUCAAAUUAUUAUCAACUAUUUUAUUUUGUCAUCUAUAUAUAUGGAUCAUUUGGGAUAUCUUAGUAUUGUGUUUUAUUUUUUAUAUGGUUUUUUUUUAAUUGUAAUUGCAGACAUAAUCAGUUAAAUUAAUACGAAACAAUUUUAAAUUAAAAUAUUUCAUGAAUGUUGUUUGUCAUAUGAACACAAAAUUCAAAUAAAGUAUUUGUUUGAAAAAAAAGUUAUUGUUAGCGGCGGUUAUGUUUGAAUGCUGCAAAAUUCGGUUAUUUAAACAAACUCAGAUAGCGGCGGUUAUCUGACCACCGGGAAACGUGUCUCAACGACUCAACACAGACCUGGAAAGCAGCAGCUGUUCCAGACCGCCGCAAAACGUAUUCGCCGGUAAAAUGAGGUUUGACAGCGGUUAUUCCGGCGGUCGAAAAAAACCGCCGCUAAAGGUUUGCCGGCGAACUUAGUUUCAGCGUUUCUUUAACCGUUGUUGUAUGUUUAGCGGCGGUCAAACAACUGCCGCUAACUGAGUUUUUAACCGCCGCUAUCUGCUGGACCUCUUGUAGUGUUUCCGCAUCUAUACUUCAACCGAAGAACUCUCGCCCACAAGGCAUUUUUAUUUCCAAUAAGCCCCCACCAACUUUCGUCAUAAAUGCAUGGUUGAGUGUACUAGCAUGGCGAAUUCCCAGGCCA
Arachis ipaensis is the source of this 1276-nucleotide messenger RNA. Lineage: Eukaryota; Viridiplantae; Streptophyta; Magnoliopsida; Fabales; Fabaceae. The record is from RefSeq and is a predicted model, not a curated record.